AUGUCAUUUCUCCUGUGGGGUCCUCACAGCUCCCCCUGGGUGCUGUUGAGGCACAUCAGAGAGCAUCACUUCACUGAAAAUUCAUUCAAGACAUUUUUCCAGGAUCUCUGGUGGGUGCUCUUUGGAAUAAUCCUACUUUGUUCCCCUGCACAUUGCUCUGUCUUUAAAAUUGGACUGUUUGGACCCUGGAACUGUGACCCCUUCUUUUCCAAAGCAUUUCCCCAUGUGGCUGCCAGGUUAGCUGUGGGACGAAUAAGCAGAGACCCUUCACUAGAUCUUGGCCACCGGUUGGAUUAUGUGAUCCUGCAAGAAGAAUGUGAGACUCCAAGAGCUCUGGUUAGAUUUGUUGAUUUUGAAAAACUUUCCUCAGCUUUUAUAGGCCCUCUAAACCCUGGAUUCUGUGAGGUGGCUGCACAUUUAGGGAAAAACUGGGAUAAAGCUAUCUUCUCAUGGAUGUGCAUCAAUUAUAAGCUGGAUUCCACCAUCCGCCAUAAUGCAUUUGCAAGAACUCUGCCCUCUCCAACCCAAAUUUUGCUUACAAUAAUGAAAUAUUUUAAGUGGGCUCAUGUUGGCAUCAUUGCAUCCACUGAUGAUAUUUGGAUGUACACAGCCAAGGAGUCAGCAACUGCCCUCAGGAAUCACGGGCUACCUGUAGGCAUUGUUACAUCCGUGCAUAAGGGAGAAAAAGGCAUUGAAGACACCUGGAAUGAGAUUAAAAAAGUUAAUAACAUUAAAAUUAUACUCCUGUGCAUGCAUUCUGUUCUCAUCGGAGGGCAGGAACAGGCAGCCUUACUCACAAAAGCUCUGGAAAUGGGACUAGCAGAUGGAAGAUACAUCUUUGUUCCCUAUGACACUUUGCUGUACAGUCUUCCUUACCAAAACAACUCAUUCAGUGUCUUUGAUAAUGACAGCAAGCUCCGGGAGGCUUAUGAUGCUGUGCUGACCAUCACGCUGGAGUCUGGAGAAAGGACUUUCUAUGACGCAUUCAGGGAAGCUAAAGAAAGUGGUGAAAUUAUCAGGGACUUGGAAGCCACACAGGUUUCUCCACUUUUUGGAACAAUCUAUGAUGCCAUUUACUUCAUGGCAAUGGCUAUGGACAGUGCACGGAAGAAAGGAGUCAGGGCCUCAGGAGCCAACAUAGCUGAGUACACAAAAAACUUCAGCUUCCCUGGAUUUAGUCACCAGGUAGAGACAGACAGCUGUGGGAAGGGGCUGAACAACUAUGUGAUACUGGAUACAGAUGGUCAUGGGAACCAGCUUUUCCCAACCCACCUGCUGGACAUGUCUUCAGGCUCUGUGCUGCCCCUAGGCCAGGCCAUCCACUUUCCCAAUGAAGUUCCACCCAAACCAGACUCCAGCUGUUGGUUUGAUCCAGAUGUUCUCUGCACUGAAGGGAUUGAGCCUGCAGUAAUUUUCUUGGGAGUAAUGCUUUUAUUUGUCCUGGUGUUGUGUGCUGUGGGCCUGGCUUCUCUCAUCAGGCAGAGUAUCUUGAACAACCAGCUUUUCAGGGGUCCGAACAAGAUCAUACUGACCUUGGAUGACCUUGUCUUCAUCAACCCAGAGCUACAUAGAAAGAGGCUGACCUUGGACAGUCUGACUGAUACAAACAGCAUAGCAGCCAAGAACAGAAGCCUGAUAUCCGUAACCCGCUCCGCUUCCUUGAAAAGCACAGUUGCCACCCAUGAAACCUCCAAUGUGGCUUUGUAUGAGGGAGACCAGGUGUGGCUGAAAAAAUUUGAGACAGGAGCAGUUCACAAUCUGAGGCAAAGCUCCACCAACAUCUUAAGGAAGAUGAAGGAUCUGCGUCAUGAAAAUGUGAAUCUGUUCCUGGGCUUUUUCUCAGACUGUGGCAUCUUUGCCAUCGUGACUGAGUACUGCUCACGAGGCAGCUUGGAGGACUUGCUGAGAAAUGAGGAUAUGAAACUGGACUGGAUGUUCAAGUCCUCUCUUGUGAUGGAUCUAAUUAAAGGAAUCAGAUAUUUGCAUCACCGAGAUUUUGCCCAUGGACGUCUCAAGUCUCGUAACUGUGUUGUGGAUGGUCGGUUUGUUCUGAAGAUCACUGACUAUGGUUACAAUGAGAUCUUAGAGGCACAGAAAUGCCCCUAUAUUCAGCCAUCCCCAGAAGAAUUGCUCUGGACAGCUCCUGAGUUACUGAGGGACCCAGAUAUGCGCAGAAAAGGCACAAUCAAAGGGGACAUUUACAGCUUUGCAAUCAUCCUACAAGAAGUGGUUGCUCGGGGUCCACCUUACUGCACAUCAGAACUCUCAGCUGAAGAAAUUAUAAAGAAAGUGAAGAAGCCCCCUCCCCUGUGUCGCCCAAACAUAGCUCCUGAGGUAGCCCCCCUGACAUGCAUCCAGGUAAUGAAGCAAUGCUGGGCUGAAGCCCCUGAACGACGUCCAACCUUUGAGGAGGUAUUUCAUAAGUUCAAAACCAUCAACAAAGGGAAAAAGACCAAUAUCAUUGACUCAAUGCUCAGGAUGCUUGAGCAGUACUCAAGCAACCUGGAAGAUUUAAUCAGCGAGCGGACUGAAGAGCUAGAGGUUGAAAAACAGAAGACAGAAAAACUGCUGUCACAAAUGCUUCCACCUUCAGUGGCAGAAGCCCUCAAGACUGGUGGCACUGUGGAACCGGAGUAUUUUGACCAGGUGACCAUCUACUUCAAUGACAUUGUGGGCUUCACAUCCAUUUCAGCCCUCAGUGAACCCAUUGAAGUAGUUGACCUUCUGAAUGACCUUUACUCUCUGUUUGAUGCUGUUCUUGGAAACCAUGAUGUUUACAAGGUGGAGACAAUUGGUGAUGCCUACAUGGUUGCCUCAGGGCUCCCAAAACGGAAUGGAAACAAGCAUGCAGCUGAAAUUGCCAACAUGUCCUUGGACAUCCUCAGCUCUGUGGGAACAUUCAAAAUGAGGCACAUGCCAGACAUUCCUCUCAGGAUACGAAUUGGGCUGCACACAGGGCCUUGUGUGGCAGGCGUGGUGGGGCUGACGAUGCCCCGGUACUGCCUCUUCGGGGACACGGUGAACACGGCAUCAAGAAUGGAAUCCACUGGCCUGCCUUACAGAAUUCAUGUCAGCCAAAGUACAGUAGAUAUACUUCGGAAUCUGAAUGAAGGCUAUGAAAUCAUACCCAGGGGAAAAACAGAACUGAGGGGUAAAGGAGUAGAAGAAACAUAUUGGCUGGUUGGGAAAAAAGGCUUCCAGAAGCCCUUACCUAAACCUCCUGAAAUAAAACCAGGCCACAACUGGCCGGAUGUACUGACCAGGAAAUUGAAAUCUGUCCUGAGGGACACAAAGCGGACACUAAGAAAAGCAAACUUUAAAGAGCUGGGAAGCAUGAAGGAGGCUGGAAUAAGCUUUGGAGAGGAUGAAAUCUGA
Passer montanus (Eurasian tree sparrow) is the source of this 3375-nucleotide messenger RNA. RefSeq names its product guanylate cyclase 2F, retinal (gene GUCY2F). NCBI's taxonomy places the organism in Eukaryota, Metazoa, Chordata, Aves, Passeriformes, Passeridae. Gene Ontology annotation, molecular function: guanylate cyclase activity; peptide receptor activity; ATP binding. The record is from RefSeq and is a predicted model, not a curated record. The transcript is spliced from 18 exons. Gene Ontology annotation, biological process: protein phosphorylation; receptor guanylyl cyclase signaling pathway; cGMP biosynthetic process. The coding region runs from base 1 to 3375 and encodes 1124 amino acids.